AUGGCUGGCUUUUUUAAGGACAUCUGGCAUACUAUGACCAGCUAUGAUCGACAUGCCGGAAUCGAUUCUCCUUACAGAAGCGGACGCCAUGUCCCAUUGAACCGGAACUCCGGCCUUGCGGGCGUUACUACUGCCUCCGAUUCCCGUGCCGACAUCAACUCACCCUACCUCCAAGGAGAUGGCCGUGGUUCAACCAUGAGCUUCGACACCUCAUACGGCGGACGCGCCAUAUCCCCCAUGCCGAGUCCCGCCAACGGUGGCCCCUAUUCCCCCGGGUUAGUGAGCCAACGACAAUCUUCUCACCAAGAUGCCUUCGAUAUGCAGAGCCCGACCGGCGAGAUCCCCAUGCAGAACUUCCAGAAUGGCGGCCCGCCUCCUCCACCAGUUGCCAGCUCGUGGGAAAAGAUUGACAGUUGGGCCGAGGAGCACUAUCCCGAGUUGUUCGACCAACUUGGCGAGGGGUGCACCGUCAACGAUCUGAACGAACUCGAAUACCAGCUCGAUUGCACGCUUCCUCAAGAUCUCAGGCAGUCGCUGCAAAUUCACGACGGCCAGGAGCGCGGUGGUCUCCCUACCGGCAUUAUUUUCGGGUCCAUGUUGCUCGACUGCGAGGAGAUGGUUCAGGAGUGGGAGAACUGGAAGACAGUAAACCAGGAGUUCAUGUUGGAUCCUGUGCUCGUCAAGCGACAAUCUCAAGCAUUUGCCGCUCAAGCCUCAUCAUCAAAGGAUGCCCCUAACCGCAACCAAAACUGGCGACAAGAACUUCUGAACAAGCAGGAUUCCGUCCCCCCACUCGCGAUUCAGAAGGCGUAUGCGCAUCCUGCCUGGAUUCCCCUUGUCCGUGACUGGGGCGGCAACAACUUGGCUGUCGAUUUGGCGCCUGGGCCAAGGGGCCACUGGGGUCAAAUCAUCCUAUUUGGUCGCGACUACGAUGUAAAGUACGUUGUGGCCCGGUCGUGGGCGCACUUCAUUGCCAUGGUUGCGGAGGAUCUUAGCAGCGGGAGGUGGUUCGUCGAUGAGGAGACCAACGAGCUCAAGCUGCGUGAGUUUAAGGCGACCCGCGUUGAGCCGUCUUAUUUCGAGAUUUUGAGGUGGAGGAUGGAUCAGAAGUACGGCCGCACCGCCAACAAGCGCAAGUCCAUGGCGCCUUCCAUGGCUUCGGCUUCCGGCAUGCGCUCUCCUCCUACUCCCGGCUCUCCCUACCAAAGCCCAACAGAUCACAACGAGCCUCGUGGUCGGUCACUACACCGUCUCACUGGCACUUCGCCAAUGUCGAGUCCCAUCCGACCGGGUUAUGGAAAGCCAAGCCCAUUGGCGCGCGUCGCUGAGGAAGCGCCUCCUACCACCUCUCUUACGGCUAGCAAUGCUUCCACCGAGGCCAAGGGUGACAACUUGAUUGAGGUAAACACCCCAAGGACAAGCGGAGAGCACAGCAGGGAGGACAUCAAGGUCAAUGGUGAGGAGGAAGCUCCCGCGAAGGAAAGGACAAGCGAGGAUAAGGAGAAGAAGCCCGAAACUGAGGCGAACGGAAAGGCGACAGAGUCCAAGGGCAAGCAACCAACAGUGGAAGACGGCGAGGAUAUGAAGGAGAUCGAGAUUUGA
Sordaria macrospora k-hell is the source of this 1602-nucleotide messenger RNA. RefSeq lists its product as uncharacterized. The record is from RefSeq and is a predicted model, not a curated record. Gene Ontology annotation, biological process: cell wall biogenesis; fungal-type cell wall beta-glucan biosynthetic process. Lineage: Eukaryota; Fungi; Ascomycota; Sordariomycetes; Sordariales; Sordariaceae. Gene Ontology annotation, cellular component: mating projection tip.